UCAUCGUCGGAGCUACGCGCCGUCGUCGCGGGCCGGCGGAGGAGACAGAGCACUUUGUCCUUGCAGCCGUCCACCGGUCCAGUUAGCGCAGUUCCUCCGGUGUAACGUCUGCAGCGAAUCCCGCCGUCACCGCGAUCUGAGCACGGAUCGACACGACGUCGCGUACAUAAUAUUACCGUCACAAACAUACGUCCUGCGAGAUCUGCGGAUCCAUCAUCAUAUCAAUACGCGCUCAGCGAUCCACGUCAGUCCCCGUCAUCGUCGUCGUCGUCGCUGCCACUAUGCGCCGACAAUUGUUUUGGAGCGGUUACGUCCUGUUGGCGCUGACCGCCGGGGCGGCAGUGACCAUCGCGGCCCCGCUGGCCGAGCCCGCAGCGCCGGACGCGGAGGACGUGGUGACGUACGACCAGCGGCAGAACGGCACCGAGAACGUGCGGAUCAGCCUGAGCGACCUGAAAGUGGUGCUGGCCCCGGCCGACGGCCUGUUCCAGAUUAUGUCCAUGGCCGGCGCGCAGUUUCUCAACUCGGAGUUUGCAGGCGCAGCGUCGGAACACCGGCCGACGGGUGUCGAGUGCACCGGGUUCAAGUGCAACAACCGACAUAGGCAGGCCGCCAAGAAGAAUCGUUUCAAACUAUCGAGUCUUAUAGCGCCACUGUUAAACAGCCAAGCCGAACAGAAAAUUUCAGAAACAGAAAGUAUUAGUAUCAACAACCAUAAUACUAAUUAAACAUUAAGUAGGUAGAAAUACAAUUUACAAUAUCGGCUCAAAUAGGUACAGUUAAUAACAAGGACGAAUGCAAUAUUAUAAUACCCAUUUAUAGGUACGGUGUAAUAGAUUUUUUAAAUCUAAAAUAUUGUUAUUCGUUAUCGUGGUAUAUUUAAUAAUUUAUUUCAGUAUAUUUUGUACUAUUGGCAUUAAAAAUAUAAAUUGUAAAAAGUUUUCGUAAAAAUUAAGUAUACAAUAUUUUAGUCUAAUAAUUUAUUUGUAAAUUGUUUGCAUUUAUAUAAGUACUUACAUUUAAUCAUGUUUAAAGUUUUGUAUAAAAUGCAGUUUUGUUCAAUAAAGAACUUCAAAAUUAA
Molecule: messenger RNA, 1081 nt
Organism: Metopolophium dirhodum (rose-grain aphid)
Lineage: Eukaryota; Metazoa; Arthropoda; Insecta; Hemiptera; Aphididae
Exons: 2
Coding region: 282-728 (148 amino acids)
Source: RefSeq, a predicted model, not a curated record